CCUGCUAUAUAAAGAUGGAAUGCGUGCGGUUGACUACAAUAGCAUUUCUAAUUUCGAGUCACAUUUAAUGGAAAGGGAUUUCGCAUUUCGUAUUCGCUCAUUGUUCAACGUUUGAGAUAACAUUUGUUGUUCGUUAUUGAUAAAGACGUGGGAUAUGUCAAGGAAUAUGUGAUCCCUUAACACACUAUUUCGUCAGUGUUCACAGGACUUUUAUCAAAAUGUGAAACCCAGAACGGAAACUAACGAUUUUCAAGUUAAAAAUAUAUGAUUAAAUGAUUUAUGUGAACUGAUAAAAAGGGGCCAUUUAUACGUUUUCGCAAUUAUGCACAUUUGGCGGCGUGAAAAAAACACCAAUCCUUUGAUGAGGAAUAAAAACGAGAAUAACAGAACACCCACAUUUAAUAUGCAUGUGCGUAAAUGGUAUAAAAUAAACACGAACGCAUAGUGGACGUUUACAAACUGUCAAGAAGUCAAGUUCAUAUAAAUUUGAACCGUGCAACAGUAGUAAGACCAUUUAACAGAGGGUAUAUCAUUUUCGGAGUUACUGAAUGAACAAUCAUGGAUAGUGGUGACAAUGCACGCUAUUAUAGACGCUUUCUAGCCCAGCUACAAAGCCUUGCCUCCCGGCCGGCAUCUGCCAUAGCAGACAACGACCAGCACCAUUUCCACUCGCCGCGGCCGUCGCCAAGGAUACGCGUGCACCACCCACCGGAUAUGGAACGAAGGAGGGUCGCGGAGAUCGAAGGGAUCGACAGCUCCAAGAUGGGCCACUUCCCCUUUUCGUCGUUCAAGCUACUGGGAGGACUGCAGAUCGGGAUCGGCGCAGUCUGUCUCAUUCUGGGGAUCGUGGACCUACUCGUGUUUCUUUACGUCUCCCAUUUUGACAACGAGACCCUUUCGGCUCUGACCAUAGCCAGCGUGCCAAUAUGGUGCGGCCUUUGGUUCAUCGUCGCAGGCUCGAUGGGAGGCUGUAUGUCUCUUGAACAGAAGACGACACUUUCGUACUUUAAAAUGACGUUCAUGAUUCUUAGCGUUCUUUGCGCCCUGCUGUUCGGUCCCGCCCUGUUCGCAAUCGAGGUCUACAUGGUUGUACUGAGGAAGGAAGGCAACACAAUCUCGGCGGCGGAGUGGCUCAUCCCCAUGGUGAUAGCGUUCUUCGCGCUAAACGAGAUCAUCGUCGCCGUCAUCACGGCCGCCAUCUGCUGCUGCUGUUCCCCGCUGAAACAGGCCAAGGUGCGCGUUCUCUACACGGGGCAUCUCGACGAGAUGGGCCAUCAUCCGGAAAAGCACCGCCUGGUAACGCCGGAGAUAUUCUACACCGACAGCAGCCGCCUGGAACGCGCCCAGAAGUCACCUGCGUACGCUCCUAGGCGAGAGCAGCCGCAGCAGCAGUCGUACGAUGCCUGGGAAGAGGAUCGCGCUAAAUCCCAACCGCCGCGCGCCACGCUCGAUGUUCCCCAGCCUCGUCAUGUGCAGGCGCCGCGGGCGUCCAUCGACGACACUGAUAACGGGCCGCUGACACACUAUUCGCGACCGCCGACGUACGAGGGGAAUCCCCAGAAUAACAGCAUCAACUCGUACCGCCGUCUGCGGCAACUGACCAUUCCCGGCGUAGGGACGGCCUAGGUGUCACGAAAAACGCCCAAAAUUGAAUUAACUGUGAUAGCUGUUGAAUGUGAAAAACUGUCUUAUUGUGGUGUUCUCCUUCCGGUUUCCCUUGACCGCUGCUCCCAUAUUGUAUGUGGUCUGAACCAGGGAUUGCCGUGAACCUGUCAGCAGUCAUUUCACUAUAUUUAUAAAAAAACAAAUUGUUGAUGAAUUUUAAAUAAAGUUGUAUUCGUA
This is a messenger RNA of Dreissena polymorpha, 1842 nucleotides long. RefSeq lists its product as uncharacterized. The record is from RefSeq and is a predicted model, not a curated record. The transcript is spliced from 6 exons. Gene Ontology annotation, cellular component: membrane. NCBI's taxonomy places the organism in Eukaryota, Metazoa, Mollusca, Bivalvia, Myida, Dreissenidae. Bases 559 to 1626 code for a protein of 355 amino acids.